Molecule: messenger RNA, 759 nt
Organism: Xyrauchen texanus (razorback sucker)
Lineage: Eukaryota; Metazoa; Chordata; Actinopteri; Cypriniformes; Catostomidae
Exons: 4
Coding region: 1-759 (252 amino acids)
Source: RefSeq, a predicted model, not a curated record
AUGACGGGUUAUCUUGCUGCACAAGGAGUUUGUGCAUCAGAGGUUCGAGUGGGCGGACACUGGCACAGAUGCAUGAACCUUAUCAUCAAGCUCGAUGCCAGAAACGCUGUACUUUCCCAUGGGAUGUGGGAUCAGGUCAGAGUGGACCAUGGUAGAGAGUUUUAUCUAACCCUCUUCAUGCAAGACAUCUUGGCAGAAUACAGGCAUAACCAGCACCGACUGCCUUACCUCCAGACAACAUCAACUAAGAACCACACCGUAGAGAGAAUAUGGCCUGAAGUCAAUAAGCGGGUCAAUUUUCCAAUCAAGACUGCACUCAUUCAAAUGAUUGACCAGGAGACUUUGGAUAUGGAGGAUGGGUUGACCAGAUACUGUGUAUCCAAUCUCACAUGUGAGAUCAGCCAGAUUGGGGUACAGAGAUUUGUUCAGGCAUGGAAUAGCCAUAAUAUUCUAGGCAAAGGCAUUCCCAAUCUGCUGGCCAGAGAUGGCUGCGCGGCAAGGAUUUCAGAGCCACUGCUGCCGAGGGCCUCAGAAGCUGCCGAGCUAUACAGACAGGAGAUGGGAAACAGUUUGACCACUCCAUCAGCAUUUGGCAUUGACCCAUUUCAGUCUGAAGAGAACAAAAUUAGGGCAGAGACAGAGUUUCAUUCACUUUAUUUUGACCUUGGAAAUGUCUUUAACUACACUGUAAAUGAGCAUUACAGGUCAUACCAAGACUGUGUAACUGACCUAAUUAACAUCGCAAGAACAUGUGCAUAG